GUCAAUGAGUGUCAUAAAAACAACUUAACCUUAUUUUUAUUUUAUGUUUUCAUUGUUGUGGUGUAAAUAAUUGAGUGAAUCUUAGACAAGUUAUUGUAUAAUUGUGGAUAAAUUGUUUAGUUAAAUAUGAGUGUCAGUGCUGUUUCUGCAGCUUCUACACAUAGUGAAGUAGAGGAAGCUGAAGAAUGUGGACCACAGCCUGUUGCAAGAUUAGAGGGCAAUGGCAUUACAUCAGGAGAUAUUAAAAAGCUUGAAGAAGGUGGAUAUCACACAAUUGAAUCAGUAGCUUUUGCACCCAAAAAGCAUUUAAUUACUCUCAAGGGCAUUUCAGAAGCAAAAGCUGAUAAAAUACUAGCAGAAGCUGCUAAGUUAGUCCCUAUGGGAUUCACAACAGCUACUGAAUUUCAUCAGAAACGGUCUGAGAUUAUACAGUUGACUACAGGAUCGAAAGAACUAAAUAGACUUUUAGGUGGUGGCAUAGAAACAGGCUCCAUAACAGAGAUAUUUGGUGAAUUUAGAACUGGGAAGACACAAAUCUGCCACACUCUGGCAGUUACAUGUCAGUUACCUAUUGAAAGUGGAGGCGGAGAAGGUAAAUGUUUAUAUAUAGACACAGAAGGUACGUUUCGUCCAGAAAGACUACUAGCAGUGGCAGAACGUUAUCAAAUGAAUGGACAGGAUGUUCUUGACAAUGUAGCUUAUGCAAGAGCUUACAAUACAGACCAUCAGACACAAUUACUUCUUCAGGCUGCUGCUAUGAUGGCUGAAUCCAGAUAUGCAUUAUUGAUUGUGGAUAGCGCUAUGGCUCUUUACAGAACAGACUACUCUGGGAGAGCUGAACUGUCUGCUAGGCAGAUGCAUUUAGCCAGAUUUCUCAGGAUGUUAUUACGAUUAGCCGAUGAGUUUGGCGUCGCAGUGGUUAUCACCAACCAAGUAGUAGCUCAAGUAGACGGUGCAGCAAUGUUUAAUGCAGACCCCAAGAAGCCCAUCGGGGGUAAUAUCAUGGCACAUGCUUCCACUACAAGACUGUAUUUAAGGAAAGGAAGAGGAGAAACACGCAUGUGUAAAAUCUAUGACUCGCCCUGUUUACCAGAAUCAGAAGCUAUGUUUGCGAUAAAUCCAGACGGAAUUGGAGAUGCUAAAGAAUAGGAUUGUUUCGUUAUAUUAAUUGAUUGAAUAUUGUUCAAAAUAUGUUAAUGCAAUUAUAUGAUUCCUAAGAAUACUGCGCCUCGAUUAAGUUUAAAUUUUAGAAUACUUUUUUAAAUUUUCUGUUAGAAUAAAUAUUUUUAAAACUAA
Molecule: messenger RNA, 1296 nt
Organism: Anoplophora glabripennis (Asian longhorned beetle)
Lineage: Eukaryota; Metazoa; Arthropoda; Insecta; Coleoptera; Cerambycidae
Gene: spn-A
Product: DNA repair protein RAD51 homolog 1
Exons: 5
Coding region: 127-1149 (340 amino acids)
Biological process (GO): mitotic recombination-dependent replication fork processing; DNA recombinase assembly; DNA strand invasion
Cellular component (GO): condensed nuclear chromosome
Molecular function (GO): double-stranded DNA binding; DNA strand exchange activity; single-stranded DNA binding
Source: RefSeq, a predicted model, not a curated record